AUGGCGCCGAAUCCCAUAAUGAUACCGAGGAAGCCCGUUCCUCGACGAUCGGAACAUCACAAGCCUAGAAGAUCGAGCGCGUCCUACUGGCAAGAACCUCUCCUUGGCGGCGCAAUCCUGGUCCUGCUCGCUGCAGCCUUCCCGUUGGCUCGAAUAUGGCUUUUAUCCGGUGCUGGCAUAGAGAGCAGCCUGAUUCUCUGGGGCUCGAGGACUGGAAGUCGGGUGUUCUCCUCAAUACCGCUUUGGACCGUGCUGGCGACUCUCAACCUCAUCUACGCCAUCUGCUCGACCUCCUGGCUGCUGCACGGGAUCUUCGCGACGCUAUGCUGGAUCUCUGUGGGGCUCACUUCGUUGUUUCAAUUUCCUACGGCGGCGCACUAUGCGAGGAGAGCUCUCCGGAAGGCGCUCGGCAAGCAUCCGCAUUUUAUUAAGGAUAAGAUUGCGUUGUUCAACUUGCCUGCGUUGGAGAUUGACACGGAGGUUGAUGGGUUGAUGGUCAUGCGGGGUGUGACUAUAUCACUCUCUAGCUUGACACUGGUGGUGCAUGGCAUUGAGCUUGGACUCAAGCUCGCCGACGACAUUGAGCUGGCAAUAUACGUUGACGAAGUAACAGUACGACUGUUUCGGCGCAUUGAGGUUGGCGAUGUCUACGCAAACGUAAAAGGUGGCCAGUUUGAAAUGACCUUCUCUGGCUUGGACGACCCAGCGGACGAUGCGGCGAGCGUAGAAAGCGUGUUCCUCGACGAUACACCACUACUUCGAGCUGCUACUCUUGGCUCCGAGGGCUUCCAGGAUAGGCCAAAGCUGCGGGAGACCCUCACGGGAGUUAGCUAUGUUCGAGACUCUUCAGCCAGGGCCGGGUUUGACAGUGUGCAGAGCUUUUCACCGGACGAUGAGAUUGCAGAUCGGCAAUAUCACGACAGACUUACCGAGAUACGAACCAGCAGUGCAGUCUACCAAUCACGGCAACAAGUCCGGCACAAGGCCAAGAGCGGCAGCGGCUUCACUGUUGACGAUGAGCAGGACAUGCGAGCUGCAGUGUCUGCAGAGCUACACGGCCUGCCUUCUGUACCUCACCCACCAUCGCGGUCAGUUCGUGUCACGACAUUGCAAAGACUGUCACCUCCAUACAUGAGACGGUUCAUGCAUCGAUUGCCGUUCCUCCUGCGUCUGUUGCUUGCGCCUCUUAGCUACUUCCACCCUAUCAACAUAUCGAGCAUCAACGCUGCAGGCUCAGGACAAUGGGUGUCACAGCUACUGCAACAGCAAGUAUUCAAGGAAUACGCAGAGACCAACUUGCAACUGCGAAAACUUCAUCGCAGAAUCUCACACUGGUUGGCAGACGCCAACUUCUGCCUUCAGCUCGCAGACAUCCACGGCUUGGGGCAGGUCCCUCUGAGCACCAGCUUCGACAUCGUGGCAUACCUCAAGUUCAACGAUGUCAUGGCCUACCGCACUGAGCCUCAAUCCAGCACGAUCAGACAGGUCGUUCGUCUUGGUGGAGCAGAUGCGACUUUCACCAUCCCCUCAUUCCUGCUCCCGCACCACGAGCACAUCGUUCCCCCUCAGCCAACAGCGGAAGACGAGGAGGAGCUGGAAGUUGAAAUUGAAGAAUCUACCAGCUUGCCCAAAGCCGUUCAGACAGAGCGUGAGUUCAAACGAACGAAGAAAGACGAAACCGAAAUCACCAUGAGCGUUCACGCAAGCCUUCCCGCCAGCUGCGAUCAAUCCCUCCUAAACUUCAUCGCGGCGCUAGUGAAGGCCACGAAGAUCAUCGAGCUCGAGAAGGAAGUCGACGAAGUAGACACGGCAUCGCCAUCAUCGGACGAGCCCGCAACGCCCACUAGCCCGACCUUCGACAACAUCGACAGCAUCUCCAUCGCCAGCAACGACUCCACAUCCACCGACUUCCGCACUCGCAGCCCCAGCAAACCCGCCUUACCUCUCAACAGCGUCAAAGACAUCGCCUCGUUCAAACUCCUCGCCAAGAACAUCCGCCAGAACCUCAAAGACGGCACGACGUCCAACUCGAUCAAAGAGUUUGCGCGAGACCUCCAUCAGCAGACGAAGGAUGGCAUGAAGAAGGCGAUGGUGGGUGGAUUGGUGAAUGACCGGUGGAUUGCGAAGUUGGUGGGCAAGACGGCGGCGAUGUUGCAGAAGGCGCAGGGGGAUGUGGGGUAUAGUGGGAGUAUACCGAUUGCGUUGGGGCCGUAUCGGAGUGAGAGUACGGGAGAGUGGGGGACGAAGAUUUUGCCGUGA
Molecule: messenger RNA, 2259 nt
Organism: Zasmidium cellare ATCC 36951
Lineage: Eukaryota; Fungi; Ascomycota; Dothideomycetes; Mycosphaerellales; Mycosphaerellaceae
Exons: 3
Coding region: 1-2259 (752 amino acids)
Source: RefSeq, a predicted model, not a curated record